GUGCAGGUGACCUCAUUUAAGUGUGGUGGUUUUUCGAUGGGCAUUUCAACGAAUCAUGCAACAUUUGAUGGCCUAGGCUUCAAGCUCUUCUUGGACAACUUGGCUGCUGUAGCUGCUGACAAACCCCUGGCCGUUGACCCCUGUAAUGACCGGCGACUCCUGGCCGCCAGGUCCCCGCCACUUGUCGCAUUCCCACACCCUGAGCUCCUCAAGCUCAACACCCCUGUUGGCCAAGACUCAAACCCUCCUGUCUUUGAAGCCACCCAAGAAGACCUAGCCUUCAACAUUUUCAGCCUCACUUCUGCUGACAUCGCCCACCUCAAGGAGAAGGCCAAAGCCACCGAUGGGGUCCAUACCAACACGCGUAUCAGCGGCUUCAACGUCGUUACCGCCCACAUAUGGCGGUGCAAGGCAUUAUCAUGCGACACAGGGAAAAACAUGGAGAGAUUGUCCACCAUCCUUUACGCGGUUGACAUAAGGCCAAGACUAAACCCGCCAUUGCCGGCAUCUUAUUCGGCGAACGGGGUGCUCACUGCAUAUGCAAGAGCUUCAUGCAAGGAACUGAGUGAAGGGCCAUUUGCAAGAGUGGUGGAGAUGGUCUAUGAGGGUGCAAAAAGGAUGACAGAUGAGUAUGCAAGGUCUGUUAUAGACUGGGGAGAGUUGUACAAAGGGUUUCCACAUGGGGAGUUCUUGGUUUCAUCAUGGUGGAAAUUAGGAUUUGCUGAGGUGGCAUAUCCUUGGGGGAGGCCUAAGUAUAGUUGUCCUGUGGUGUAUCACAGGAAGGACAUCAUUUUGCUCUUUCCUGAUAUCAACCAAGGUUGUGGAAGCAAUAGUGGGGUUAAUGUUUUGGUGGCUCUCCCAAGUAAGGAAAUGGAAAACUUCCAAACUUUGCUCUCUUAA
Molecule: messenger RNA, 900 nt
Organism: Corylus avellana
Lineage: Eukaryota; Viridiplantae; Streptophyta; Magnoliopsida; Fagales; Betulaceae
Source: RefSeq, a predicted model, not a curated record